AUGGGUUCCUCACGGUCAGCAAAUUCAGGUCCGAUCAAUUUCCUCGAUCUGCCGAAAUUGGUUCGCGACAAAAUUUACGAAGAAGCGCUCGUCGUAUUGCAUCCGGUCUAUCUUUUCCAAGACCCAGGCUCUCAAGUGGAAACUUUUGCACCUGACAAACCUCUCCGGUGGCUUGCAUUGCUACAUACCAACCGACAGAUCUCCGUUGAGGCUAGCGCAGUGCUCUAUAGAGCGAAUCAUUUUGAACUCGUCGAUAUCACAGAGAAGCAAAUCGGCGUCCUGCGAUCGUUUCUAGACUGCAUUGGAACCGUGAAUGCGGCUUCACUAUCCCACCUAUGCAUCAGCUUUCCGAUCGUGGUAAGCAUAGAUGAAGAACCAGGAAAAUUGAGACUCAGGGACGACAGCCAGCAGAUUUUGAAGCUUCUCGAAGACAAGUGCACAAAUUUAUCAACACUAGAAACCGUUGUCCAUUAUAGGAAUUCCGGUUUCUUCAUGAGGACAGAACAGUUUCUCCGAGAAGCAUUAACAUAUAUCGACGGGCAUCUGAAGGCCAUCCACUCACUUCAAAGGAUCAUUGUCCGAGUCGAAGCCCAAAGUGGGGUUCCAACGUCUUCAGUGAAGGACAUGAUGCAACAGCUUGGAUGGUUAGUCUGGUCUGGCAACGGAAAUUAA
Rhinocladiella mackenziei CBS 650.93 is the source of this 672-nucleotide messenger RNA. RefSeq lists its product as uncharacterized. The record is from RefSeq and is a predicted model, not a curated record. Bases 1 to 672 code for a protein of 223 amino acids. The transcript has a single exon. Lineage: Eukaryota; Fungi; Ascomycota; Eurotiomycetes; Chaetothyriales; Herpotrichiellaceae.